GUAAGUAUGAUUAAAAAAAAUAACCGGUCAGAAUUUGAAAUUUUUGUAGACGACCUUCACAGUUUUUUGAGUCACGUUAAAUUUUGGAAAAACAGUGCAGCAACAGUCAGCCAAAGAAUAUUCGACAUUUCUGUCAAUGUAACAAUGUUAACUUUGAGUAUCCUGCUAAUUAUUUCGGAAACUGUCGACAUUAAGAACAGCUACGACUUGACGAGUUCCGCUGCGCAUAUAAACCCAAUUUGCUUCCACUUGAACGGGCUGCUCAAGUGGUGCUUCGGGUUGAUUAAGCUGAAUGAUAUCGAGGAGAUUCUGGCUAAAAUGAAACGCUGCCACAGGCUUUGUUUGAACUAUACCGACAGUGAAAAAGAAAUUCGUCGAUAUAAUUUGAGAAUGUUGGAGUACAAGCAAAAUGUGAUUAAGUUUGUGUACAUCUGGUUAAUUCUUCUUGUCUACGGGGUCAAUCAGUGGUGCCUGGACCCGAUAAUGAAAGACCUGUAUCACGAUUUGUACGGCCAAAAGAUUAUAAAUUCAAGCUUUAACAGACACUUACCCUACCCGGGAUUGUUUCCUUGGCAUGUUGAUAAUUUUUCAAAGUAUGUAAUGACUUUUGGGUUUCAGUAUGUUAGCGCGAUUGCCGCGGCUCUUGAAAUAGCGGGUUAUGAUAUCCUCAAUGUAAUUCUUUUGGUUAAUGUUUACUACAAUUUGGAGCAUUUAAAUGAGAGUUUGUUCAAAAAUACCGACAAUUUAUCAAUAGUAAGGGGUGAAGUUAAUGUUCGCAAAGCAACGACAAAGUUGAAGAUGUACUUAAUGCACCAUCGAGAGAUUUCUGAAUUUGUUGAAAAAUUGAAAAAAGUAUCGAGCUAUCCGAUGUUCAUACUUUGUUUAGACAGUACUAUUGCAUUGUGUCUAGUCUCUUUAGAAGCAUCUGCGAUGAAAAUUGAUUCGAGUGUCGAGUGCAUUAUGAAGAUUAUGAAUAUGGGGAUAUAUUGGAUAGGAAUUGCUUUGCAAUUGUUUAUUUUUACAUUUCUAGCGUCUUCAAUUGAAGAAUUGGGAUUACAAACUGCAGAUGCAAUUUAUUCUUGCAAUUGGGAGCGAUCUAUAGUCGAAUAUAGAGGCGAAUUUACUGACGCACACAAACACGUGAUAGUCGAAGUGAAUCAAUUAAUAACUUUUAGUUUGAUGCGCGCUCAAAAACCGAUUGUUUUCAUGGGAGGAAAAUUUUACAUUCUGUCUUUGCAAACCUUCAAAGCUCUCACAGGAUUUUCUUUAUCUAAUGCCGUUGUACUGCGCCAACUUUCCAGUGAAGAGUAAAAAUUACAGCACUGAAAUA
Molecule: messenger RNA, 1330 nt
Organism: Cotesia glomerata
Lineage: Eukaryota; Metazoa; Arthropoda; Insecta; Hymenoptera; Braconidae
Exons: 7
Coding region: 7-1311 (434 amino acids)
Biological process (GO): sensory perception of smell; detection of chemical stimulus involved in sensory perception of smell
Cellular component (GO): plasma membrane
Molecular function (GO): odorant binding; olfactory receptor activity
Source: RefSeq, a predicted model, not a curated record